AUGAAAUUAGUUCUUAUUCUGGCACUGCUGAAGACUCACAUUGGAAAAGUGCUAGAGUCUGUUAAUAAUCCGCUGUUAUAUUUAGCAACCGAUGGCUCAACUAUCCAACUAAGCCCGGUUGAGCACACGAUCAAAAUAAAACGCAGAAGGAUAUACAUAAGAAAAGAUAAAGAAUAUUACACAAUAGGUGUAGAGCCGGAUGAAACAAAGAUAUUUGUUAAAAAAGAAGUCAGCCCAGUAUACUUAACCCGAAAGUCAACAACCACAACGCAUGAGGAGUAUAAGCCUGGGCAGGGCAAAGAGACGUAUAAGGAAAUACACUACAGACCAUAUAAUAAACCAGAAUUACCUUUAGCAGUGCAUACGGAAUAUCACUUUCAUGGUGAUCCUAGAAUGGCACGCAAUCCGCAUGAAGAUAGCCGCCCGCCUGAGAACACACGGCCUGUGGAUCGCUAUCCGCCUAGGCAGUCUCCUCCGCCUCAAUCUGACGAGCCGUAUAGGGAAAGAGAAAAUCCGUAUGAAAGCUCUCCUUCUUAUAAAAGCCUGCCUAGAAACGCGUCUUAUACAAGCACUUAUACGCAUAUGCCCAAGCGAGAAGAGCGCUAUAAGGAAGAGAUGCCACAUCCAGAAGAGGUGCCGUAUGGGCCGCCUCCUUUUACGUACAUGCCGCCACACCAGCCAUAUCCAUAUGCGCCAGUUGAGUUUCCUCCAUACCCUCCCCCUAUUCCACCAAUAGAAGCGCAUAGAGAAGAGUUAGAUGAAAAAGAAAUUGAAAGUGAUUUUGGUAUAAAUAUUAGUCCAUUUGAUGUGAAAAUAGUGGAAGAAGGCGGAAGAAUAAUUCAUCUGCGCCGAGAAGGGAACAAUCACUGUCUAAAUUACACAGGAAAUCAAUUCUCAUUUAAGCCGUGCAGUAAUACAGAUGACAUAAUUAGAUUUCGGGUGCUAGAAAGAGAUAGUAAAUCAGACAAAAUAAAAACAUCGAGUCCUCCAAGGCCACAUGCAUACAGUCCACCUCCGGUGGUACAUAUGCCUGUUCAAGAAGCCACCCAUGAAAUAAUUCGAAAGCCGCGUGCUCGUGUAAGAAGGAGUAUUCAAAGUCUUAGAAAUGAUCUUAAAAGGACACGGGAUGAAAUAGAGUCUAUAGACUCUGAAGAUCUAGUCUCUAGCGACUCUCUAGACUAUUCCUCCAGUGAGCCAAGAAAUAGUAAUCAUAUUGUCAAGCACAUAGACGUAGUUAGUCCUAAAUACAAAUAUAAGUUAGACUUGGGAAAGAUUAAUAUGCCAAAUUAUUCUAGACAAGCAGACACUAUGUAUGAUAGUAUAAAGAGUAACUUAGACACCAUGGGCACUCUUUUGAAUCAGUCUAGUACACUGCAAGUGCCUAAGUAUGUGAAGACUCACAGACGAAUUGUUAGGCCUGUUAAACAGCGGGUUGUUACAACUGUUCCCGAGGAAAUCUCAGAGGAUGAGGCUAUAGAGAAGGCCAUAUUGAGCUGGAGUAGAAGAAAAGAAAAAGCAAAAAGAAAUCCAUUAGAAGAGGAUUAUCUUUCUCUAAGAAAAAAGAGAAAAAGGCUUCACAAAGAAAGAGAGGAGAUGGACAGAGAAAAAGAGAGAAUGGAAAGGAAAGAGAAAGUUAGAAAAAUAAGAAUAGAGCCAGAAGAAGACAGUGACAGUGAGGGUUUUUCUACCAGCACUGCCCAUAAAUUAACUUAUAAGAUGAAAAAACCACGCCCUGAAAUGUAUAUGCAUGUGAAAAAAGAGAAGUGGCCAGAUCUUAAGGAUGAUAUGUAUGCUGAAAAGGCGUAUGAUUCAUCUGACAGCUAUUCUGCCAGUUAUUCUAUGAAUGCUGAACCACAUAAGUUUAAGCAUACUAAGAUUUCUUCUGCAGCGAUGCAGAUGCCAACUCAAUUCACUGCACAUACUAUACACAAACCGUUUAUUAGAAUGGCCAGGCCCCAUCCUAAGCAGGUGUUGUUACACCCUAUUCAUGAAAUACAUGUAGACCAUGCUAAGGAAAUGGUUGCUCCACUGAAUACUUCUGUUACACUUCCUGCAAUGCAUUCGCCUGCACCAGUGCACCAGAUAGUUAAACCUACUCCUAUGGUGAUACACUCUCCGCAUAUAGAGCAUGUUACACAUAUACCACUAGCUACCCCCAUUACCCCGAUUACUCCCAUUGCGCCUAUUACUCCUACACCAAUGCCCACUAUACAGGCUCCUUCUAUUUCUGUGUCUAGUACUGAAAGUAUGCCAAUUUCUUUACAAUCCCCUACUUCGAUAUCUGCCAUACCGCCAGCUUCACCUGCCACAAUAGCCACGCCUCCCAUGUCAAGUGAUGCAAAUGCAGUGAAUAAUUUACUAUCCUCAUACUUCUCACCAAUUAGUACUAACCUAGUGGAUAGCAAGCUUUCUUCUCCCACUGCCAAUAAGUUUACACUUCCUCCUAUUUCUACGAAGAAUACAAAUCCAUUCGCUUCUACAUUGACCUCGACAGACACAAAGCUCUCUGACAACAAGAAAUCAACUGCUUUGAAGAAGAAAACAUCCAAAGCAGAGGUCUCCUCUAUUCCAAAAACAGAUAGUGGGUUAAUUGAUAACCUUACUAAUGACAUACUAAAAAAUAAUCCAUUCAAUAUGCAGUCUGGAUUAUUGGGCAAUAACCCCAUGGACGCAAAUCUAUUUAAUUCUAGCCUAAAUUCGUCUUUACUACCAAGCGCAGCAACUAGUAAAGAUACAAGUAUGUUUAGUGGGCUUGGCCAGAACUCGCUACUAAGCAACACAGCUUUAUCUUCUAACCCGGCCCCUAAGCCAGCAGAAAAUAACUCUUUUGGCCUAAAUGGUCUUAUGUCAAACCAAUUUAAUAUGAACUCAGCAGACACAUCCUCUAUGAUUAACUCAAGUAGUAGUCUUAUGAACAGUCCAUUUUCUGCUAAUAGCAACACUAAUCCAUUUGGAAAUAAUUUUAAUGACUCUAUCAGUAAAAACCUAACUAAGUCAUUAGAUAACUCUAGCACAGCCAACAACACUGCAGCAGCCAAACCAGUUGAUAACACUAUGCUAUAUACAGACACUCUCCUGAAUAGCACGCCAAGGCCUAAAGUAGAACAGAACUCUAUGGAUUUAUUACAGAAUAAUCUUCAGAGCCUAUUUGGAGGCGGCACUGAUAAAGAAGACAGCAUUACAGUAAAUGGAGUUCCACAUACAGCUAAUACAUAAGAGUAAGUCAAGAUAGAUUGCUUAAUUAUAAGUA
Messenger RNA from Nematocida parisii ERTm1, 3250 nucleotides. RefSeq lists its product as uncharacterized. Lineage: Eukaryota; Fungi; Microsporidia. Bases 1 to 3216 code for a protein of 1071 amino acids. The record is from RefSeq and is a predicted model, not a curated record. The transcript has a single exon.